AUGUCGCUUUCGGGAAUAGACACUGGCGGCUUGACGCUAGGUUCCUCAACACUCAGCGCACUAACUUCGCGAACCAGCGGUUUCAACUCCUUGUCCAUAACAUCAGUAGAACUGUCCUCGCCCGUAAUCUUCUCCGUAACAGGUAAAACACUGGAACGUUUUUCCUCGUACAUUUUGGAAGAGAUACCGAUGCUCUUCAACGCGGGGACUUUCAACAGGGUGUCAGUGUCCGGAACAGCGGUUCCUUCGGACGACGCCUUGACGUUCUUACUUGGCUCCUCGGCCUCUCUCCGUUUUUUGUUUCUUCUUUUCUGGUGCUUCUUCGUUUUCGGUGGAUUCGCACAGCGGUCUUUGCCAAACGAAAUCUUGAACGGCUUGUACUUGUUCUCGAAUGAAGUGUGCACCGCGUCGCUUCCUGGUCCAUUGAAAUCCUCCACCGCGUUGAUACACGACAUGAUGUUCAAGAAGUUCACAAACGCACAUUGUCCGUCUCUGAAGAAGUUGAUCUGCUCCACCUCGCCAAAGAUCGAGAAAUCCUUGCGCAGCGUGUCUGCGUCUGGAAUGACUGGACGGUCUGUCAGAUCUUCUUCGUCACCUUCCGGACGAGGCUCGGUUCCGAUAUACAGGUUUCUGGAAGCCCCAUGCUUCUCGAUCGCGUCUGCAAUCUCUGGGUCCAGCGGACCAGAAUGCUUUCCCCAGUCAACCUUGACUCUUCUCCCGUGA
Molecule: messenger RNA, 723 nt
Organism: Ogataea philodendri
Lineage: Eukaryota; Fungi; Ascomycota; Pichiomycetes; Pichiales; Pichiaceae
Exons: 1
Coding region: 1-723 (240 amino acids)
Source: RefSeq, a predicted model, not a curated record